Papaver somniferum (opium poppy) is the source of this 1041-nucleotide messenger RNA. RefSeq names its product mitochondrial import receptor subunit TOM20-like. The record is from RefSeq and is a predicted model, not a curated record. Gene Ontology annotation, molecular function: protein binding. The coding region runs from base 402 to 674 and encodes 90 amino acids. Lineage: Eukaryota; Viridiplantae; Streptophyta; Magnoliopsida; Ranunculales; Papaveraceae. The transcript is spliced from 5 exons. Gene Ontology annotation, biological process: protein insertion into mitochondrial outer membrane. Gene Ontology annotation, cellular component: mitochondrial outer membrane translocase complex.
UUGGAUACAGAGGAUAUAGCAGCUAGAAGAAAAGAAAUAAACGGUUAGAUCUCAUCCACAGAUGACUCGGUGUUUAUACAGAGGAUCUCCAACUCUUCCACCGCCUUCCCGGGUGUUUUCACCGUUCUAGUGUUCCAAACAUAAAACAAAUUAGAGCAAAGCCAAACCAUCAGGGUUUAAGGGGUAAAAGCAUGGAGAUGCCUGCGGAUGAUUUUGAACGUCUCUUGUUCCUCGAACAGGCUCGCAAAAAUUUGGAAAAAAAUUAGUACAAUUUUGAUCAUACCAUUUCUUACUUACGCCUCAUGAUAUAUGAAAUUUGAUUUUCUUUUUAGAAUCUCACCAAAUGGGGAGGAGUAUUAUUGGAGUUAUCCCAAUUUCAAACUCUCGCCGAAUCAAAGACCAUGAUAUUAGCUGCUAUAUCCAAACUUGAGGAAGCGUUGUUAAUCAAUCCGUUAAAGCAUGAUGCAAUUUGGUGUUUGGGGAAUGCACAUAUGGUGCAUGGAUUAAUGACUCCUGACUACAAUGUAGCUAGGAAUUAUUUUGAUAAAGCAGCUGAGUUUUAUCAACAAGCAGUAGAGGAGGAUCCAAACAAUCAAAUGUAUUUCAAGUCUUUGCAAUCAAUUGCUAUGGCUCCGGAAUUCCAUACGGAGAUCCAUAAACAAGGUGUAGCCUAGCAGGCAGCAGGAGCAGGAUCUUCUACUUCAUAUGCAAAGGGCACCAAGAAAGAAAAAAACCAUGAUCUGACUUGAUUUUGUUGGAUGGGUUGUUCGUGCAAUUGGUAUCGGUGCCUGGGUUGGAUUUUCAAGAAACCGGGCUCCUCCAUCCCCAAGAUAUUGAUUUGCAAGGUCAGAUUAUAGGUGUUAGAAAUAUAUAAUUGCAAGGUUCCCCUUUCACUCAGAGGUUCUUGGAGCGGGAUUCAUGCUAUUCUCGCAUUCAUUUUUCUAGUUUCCAAGUGUUUAGUUUCAAGGAGCACAAUUCAUGGUGACUUUUUGUAAAUCUAGUAAAGCGAGUAAUUAAGGCUGUGAAUGUUCUUUUAGUUCA